AUGUCUUCAGAUACAGAAGAAGCCACACUAGAGCCUCUCGCCCCCGGAGAAGGUUUCCUAGGUGAUUUAGGACCCUCGAUUCCAAGCUAUCCAUAUGAGGGAAGACAGCAGUUCGUGCAAAGCUGGGAGACGGAAAUACGUCGCCAGCAAGAGGAUGAUACCUUCAGUGACGUGGCGCUCUUCACCGGUGUUGAUCCCGAGACGUUCAAUCGCGACUUCGUUAACUCGACCGAUCAAAAUAUCACGCAAUGCUGGAAGUCCUAUGACGGUAUUAAACACCUCCUUCUCACCAGGGCGCCGAUUUCAAUGCAGGAUUACAUUAGAUAUUCCUCCAAAAAGCUAAGCGAUUCGUGA
Molecule: messenger RNA, 354 nt
Organism: Penicillium alfredii
Lineage: Eukaryota; Fungi; Ascomycota; Eurotiomycetes; Eurotiales; Aspergillaceae
Exons: 1
Coding region: 1-354 (117 amino acids)
Source: RefSeq, a predicted model, not a curated record